UUUUCAGUGUUUUGGGGAGGGGGCACAAAGCGUUUCCUUUUUUCCAUUUGCAUCAUGUUUUAUCGGAGCAACAACCAGAGCAGCUUGAACAUUGAGAAUAACUUUAAAAUGACCAUCCAUCUGCUGAAGGAGCCGUCCGGAAACCAGACGCCUGCAGACCAGCGGAAAUAAAAGCAGAAAGUUCAUUUGGGCUUUUAGAAGCCAAAGUUUGACGUAAUUUUCUCCGGGACACCAGGAAAAGACAGGAGGGUCAACAUGGAAGUAUUUCCUGCGGAAAAAUGAAGGAUUUUCUCCUUUACAACUCGAAGGUUAUCUGAGGACGGGAAAAUAAUACAGUAUCAUCGGAGCUCUUAAAGUUUUCCAGAUGUCUUUUCUGAUGCAAGCAGCGGCAGCUUCCUGAAACACACCGGAGAUCCCUACAGUUCUUCUGGAUCUUCAGCAGCAGCAUCACCGCUACUUUCACUUCCAUGGAUUUUAGAGGAAAAAACGACCUUCCUGGCUGAAAGGAGCUGGAUUGUUCAGACCUUCAUGGUGAAGCCGCCUGCUGACUGAGACGUCGGAGCAGAUGGAGACAAAAUAAAGCGGCUGUUAUGAAAAUGUUAUUUGGGUGAAGCCUGCGAAAGCUGACAAGGGAAGACCAAUGAGUGGCACACAGCCAACACUCACUGACAGAGACACUUGGAAACAGAUUUUUAACAGCAUAAUCAACAAACCAAACCCAGUGCAGUGUAAAAGUGAACCACAACAGCUGAAAAUGUAAUGAAUGUUGUGAUUCUGGUCCCCAAUCAAACCGAGUCCACUGGACUAUCAGGACCCAGAGCAUUCUCACAGACAAAAACACAAAGAAUGGGAAAUCCUCUUAAACACGAGUUUGACCCAACAGGUCUGGUCCAGCGCUGUGUGAUUAUCCAAAGAGAUAAAAAUGGCUUUGGUCUGACAGUUAGUGGAGACAACCCUGUAUUUGUGCAGCUGGUGAAGGAAGAUGGAGCUGCAAUGAGAGCUGGUGUCCAAACAGGAGACCGGAUCAUUAAGGUUAACGGGACUUUAGUUACUCGUUCAAACCACAAAGAGGUUGUGAAGUUAAUAAAAUCGGGUUCCUAUGUAGCGCUGACGGUGCUGGGGAGGCCUCCAGGCCUUUCCCAAAUGCCCCUGGAGGAGGCGCAGGAGCAGGAAGAACAUGAAGAAGUCAGCAUGCCUCUUCCUCUUUCAACCCCCAACUCACCUGCACUGUCCGGUGUGGAGCAAAGCAGCUUUUUGAGUGGGAACCAUCAGAACCACAAUAAUUGCACUCUGUCUGAUGGGGAAGGGGCAUCGGGGUCCAGGAUUCGUGAUGAAGACGAGCGAGAUGAUGGGACUCUCCUGAAGGAACAGACCGGUGUAGAAGUGCCUCCAACCAACAGCAAUGCUACACACAGCACGUCCGUUCCAGAGGCGUCUGGAAAAAGAGAGUCGCCACUUCAGAGUCCGGACGUUAGCCGCCAAGAUGACCUGAAUUUCUGCUCAUCCCCCGACACUGAAGACGCUCCUGACACCGACUCCAGUCCUCAUUCUUCUGUGGCAAGCCCUCCAUACACCCUAAACCCCCAGAUAAUCGGAGCGGAGGACGACUACUUUGACUAUCAACAAGAACAGAUUAACGGCGAGUGCAGCUGUUUUCAGAGUAUUGACUUGCUUAAGUCUCGACCGGCUCAUCUGGCUGUCUUCCUCCAUCAUGUGGUGUCCCAGUUCGAGGCUGCUCCUCUGCUUUGUUAUCUCUACGCAGAAAUGCACAAACAAACCAGCUCCAAGGAGAGUCGACGCUUCUUUAUGGAGUUCCACUCCCUCUUCUUAGAUAGAACAGCAAAUCUAAAAGUACCAGUUCCUGAAACAAUAGCAGCAGAAUUAGAGAAGCGACGGCUGGAGCUGAUCCCAGAGGAUCUGUGUAAACAAUACACUCAGGUGUUACAAGACUCUCUUCUGUCAGACCUGCUCAAGAACCUGGAGGACUUCAGACAGAAGCGCAGCAUGGGUCUGACCCUGGCUGAAGACGAGCUGUCCAAACUGGACUUGGAGCGGGGGAAGGACCAGCCGGCGCUGGAGAAGGAAUGCGCCUGUGCAGAACACAUCCUCGCCAAAAUCGAGGAUAUCCUGCCGACGACUCAAGCCUCAGAGGAGGAGAAGUGCCAAGCUAUGCAGUAUGUGAUUCUGACCUACAUGAAGCAUCUUGGGGUGAAAGUGAAGGAGCCUCGCGGCCUUGAACAAAAACGUGCACGCAUCACCUUCCUGCCUAAGAUUAAGAGAGGAAGCAAACCUGAAAAAGAUGGUGAUUGGAAGAAGCCUCGGUUUCCCAACCUCCUUGUUCCUCCUCGACGUUUGAGCAGAGUGGACUCCACUUUGGUGGUUAAGUCUGUGGAGCUCAAUAAGCAGCGCUCUCCAAAGUUCUCUCAGCCGGCCUUUGUUAUCCCUGAACCAGCCGACCAUCCUGCCUCGAACCCUGGACGCAGCCGAGCGAAUCAGCUCAGCCAGGGGUCGGACACCAGCACCCAGUCCACCAUCUCUGUCGCCUCCCUGGGUCCCAGCUCCGCCGACUCGACUGGACAAGAAACAGACUCCAGUGUCUCUCCAUUUUGCAUCCAGUCGAGACUCAGUGACGGCCUGCAGGCAGGAGAACACCAGGACGGCCUCUCUAGUCCAAUCAGCACUCAGUUUGACUUCAGCCCGUCCAGUCUUGACCACCGAGAGGACGACCAGGAUGCCUUCAGGAUGGAAAUUCAGCCCACGGUGGGUUCAGCUGACUUCCAGAGCGAGGACGACCAGGCAGGAGAGGUGGAGAGUGAGGAGGACCCUCUGAACUGGCAGAAACUCGUCCCUCGAGGCGUCUUGGCAAGUCUCACUUCAAAAGAGAUCCAGCGGCAGGAAGUCAUCAACGAGCUGUUCAUCACUGAGCGCGCUCACCUGCGUAAGCUGCGGGUGCUGGACGGCGUCUUCUGCCAGAGACUGAGCAGACACGGCAUUCUUCCGCCUGAUGACAUAAAGCACAUCUUCAUUAACCUGGAGGAAAUCAUUCAGCUGCAUGUUUCAAUAACGGAGCAAAUGGCCGCCGUCAGGAAGAGGAGUGAGACCUCUGUGAUUGGUCAGAUUGGAGAUGAUCUCCUGGCAUGGUUCAGCGAGGAGGAAGAGGAGAAGAUAAAAAAAGCGACAGGAACGUUCUGCAGCAACCAGCCGUAUGCGCUGGAGCUCAUCAAGACCAGGCAGAAAAAACACCAGAGGUUCAACCUAUUCAUGCAGGAAGCUGAGAGCAACCGCUUGUGUCGCAGGCUGCAGCUAAAAGACAUAAUUCCUGUAGAAAUGCAAAGAAUGACAAAGUACCCGCUCCUACUGGACAAUAUUGCACAAUACACUGAGGAUGGUGAAGAGAAGGAAAAGGUGAAGAAAGCUGGAGAAUGCUGCAAGAAGAUCCUGAACCACGUCAACCAGGCUGUGAAAGAGGCUGAAAACAAACAGAGACUAGUGGAUUAUCAGCGAAGACUCGACGUCUCGUCUCUGAAACAAAGUGAAAACCCCAUGAUCCUGGAGCUCAGGAAUCUGGAUUUGACCAAGAGGGAGAUGAUAUAUGAGGGACCGCUCUCCUGGAAAGUCAAUAAAGACAAGACCAUUGAGCUCUACACGCUUCUUUUGGAGGACAUCAUGGUUCUACUUCAGAAACAGGAUGAGCGUUUGGUUCUCAAGUUCCAUGGGAAGAACCUAACCAGCAUUCCGGACGCCAAGCAUAGUUUCAGCCCUGUCAUCAAGCUCAGCACUGUCCUGGUUCGUCCUGUAGCAACUGACAACAAGGCCUUCUUUGUCCUGUCCAUGUCAGAGAAUGGGGUCCAGAUGUACGAGCUAAUGGCGCAAAAGGUGUCCGACAGGAGAACGUGGCAGUGUCUGAUCACGCAGUGCGCUGACGCCAUGAAGGCCAAAACUCACCCCAGCGACAGGCCUCCAGCUCAGGCAGAAGCCGAACGGGUUGCAGUUGAGAUCCUGAACCAAGAGAUGCCCAAACAGAGUGAGACGCUGACUGAAAGCAUACAUUCAGCAGACAAAGACGCUCCAUGUUCUCCUGAUGUUCAAUCUCCCAUCAAUCCCUUUGAUGGCUUGAAAUCAGAAGAUGAGGAAGAGGAGCUGGCGGCUACCGUCAGGCAGGAGGAAGAUGGGGAGGAAGAGGAGGUGGACGAAGCUGAGUUGGAGGCCUUCCUGGAUGGCCAGCUGACCGACAGACUCCUACAGGAAGGAUCCCGCCAGGGCAUCGCUCUUCCAGUUGAGGACAUGGAGUCAAACUUUCCCUCCUCCAAAGCUGAAGAGGCUCUGCGGACACUGGCCAUGCUGAAGGAGACUCUUUACUCCCACAUGAUGAGCAGAGAAGUAGAGAAGGAAACAGAAGAGAACAAACCAUCAUCUGCAGGACCAGAGAACAACGACCUGCAGCUCUCCUCUGGCCUUACCGGGGUGUCUGAGUCAGCACAACCUAAUGGUGGUUUUGCGGGUCUGGACUUUGAAGCCGGUUCUGGGGAGAGCAGCGCCGACGACGACGUCACGAUUGACAUGAGGAAGCUGCUGUCCUCCUCCUCACAGGCAGGGGGCGACGGCCCCGAUCUGAGCAGGCAGUUGAUGACCCACCUGCGUCUCCUGCAGGCUGACCUGCAGUACCUGCAGGAAGUAGAGAUGAAGUACAACGAACUGCAGCAAAUCCACAUCAACAGAUCUACAGACUCAGAUGAUAACGAGGGACUGCAGUGAUCGUAGACCCGAUCUGAGUCAAACGGGGGAUUUUACUUGACUUUAACCCACCGAUAAUGGAAGCUCUACUGGGCAAAGGAUGAUUAUCAUGUUUUACCUGCAGAGACUUUUCCCUAUAAAAACAAUCAACUGAUCGUAAACACUGGAUGUAUGAAAUGGAAAAAGGGAGGUAUGGUGAGGCGUUCAGGACUCCAUGGAUGCUUCAACAGCAUGAAAGUAAAAGUGCUAUCUCGUAAUGAUAUUUCCUCCAAGAUAAAGAGACUCAGAUGUUACUGCCAAGCCACAAAUGUUUUCAACAACUGAGAGGCAGACAAACUAAAAUAUUGUUUUUAGUGGAUUGAGUUAAGCAGAAAUGAGAGUCACUGUGAAAAGCGUUUCAUGUCCAACGCAAACUCUGAUUUCUUGGAUGUUUUAUUUCACUGUUUGGUUUGGUGAAAUGGUUCAAACAAACAACGAGCACCGAUGACAAAACAUGGACAUUUCCAGGUUUUUGUAUGGAAAAUCCCAUUUCCAGAACUAAUUUAACUGAUCCAGCACAUUCCUUAUUUCUUCACUGAUUUUUUUUUCACACCUCCUAGUCUGAUAUAUUUGGAUUGAAUGGGACCAAAAUUGCAACAUUUGUUACAUUUUCAGCUGCUGUGAUUCUCUUCUACACUUCCUUUGAAAAGCUUUUUCCCCUCCUCACCUGUGGUGGCGCUGCACCAAGAACCACCGAAGGAAAUGACGCAAAGACUCUGAAGAAGACACUGAGAACAACUUUCUUCUUCACAAAAUGUAAACAAAAAUGGAGUGGCAUCAGAUUUUAGCAGUUGUAGGAUUUCUCUUUUGUUGUUGGUAAAAGACAACAAAUCAUUUGUUCCACUAGGACUGGACAUGUACGUUUGUGUUGGUUGUGUUUACUGAGAAUGGGCUCUUUGGAUUAUAAAAGUUACAGACCCCUGAUCUAGACAAAAAUAUUUGGUAUGGUAAGAUUUAGUAUUUUUGCAGUGCAUUCAAACUACGGUAGUUAAAAAAUCUUUCUAUGUAAAGAAACCCGGCAAAUAGCAUUUACUCCUCCUGGACAAGCAUGCAGUGACAGUGGAGAAGAAAACUUUGGGCAUUCUAGCUUAUGAAUAUUGUUGGAAAAAGUCUCAGCUACUGUAUAUUCCACAUUUGGAAGCAAUUUAUAUUUACUUGGCUGGUUUUAGGCAUUCAGAUGAAGCAGAAUCCUGAAUCAGUGCAGUCUUAGUAAUAUACUACAAAAUAAAAUAUUACAAAGCACAAAAUAUUACCAGAUAUUUUGGUCUGGUUUCUACUACAAAUAAAUUUUAAUGAGACAAAACUAACUUAAAAGUAGCUUUUCAGGAAGAUACCGGGGCUUGUUUUAAGAUAAUUCCUUAAUAUUGAUUAAAAAAGUACUAGUUCCACUGGCAGACAAAACAUAUAACUUGGAAAAAUGUCUUGCUA
This is a messenger RNA of Poecilia reticulata (guppy), 6201 nucleotides long. RefSeq names its product Rho guanine nucleotide exchange factor (GEF) 12b (gene arhgef12b). Gene Ontology annotation, cellular component: cytoplasm. Lineage: Eukaryota; Metazoa; Chordata; Actinopteri; Cyprinodontiformes; Poeciliidae. Gene Ontology annotation, molecular function: G protein-coupled receptor binding; guanyl-nucleotide exchange factor activity. The record is from RefSeq and is a predicted model, not a curated record. Gene Ontology annotation, biological process: intracellular signal transduction; G protein-coupled receptor signaling pathway.